Messenger RNA from Lates calcarifer (barramundi perch), 7504 nucleotides. It is a transcript of the gene nos1, whose product is annotated as nitric oxide synthase 1 (neuronal). Gene Ontology annotation, molecular function: NADP binding; FMN binding; flavin adenine dinucleotide binding. Lineage: Eukaryota; Metazoa; Chordata; Actinopteri; Centropomidae. Bases 287 to 4564 code for a protein of 1425 amino acids. The transcript is spliced from 29 exons. Gene Ontology annotation, biological process: nitric oxide biosynthetic process. The record is from RefSeq and is a predicted model, not a curated record.
AGUGUCUCCCGUUGCUCUGUAUUUAUAAGGCGCCCCGGUGCGCAGAAAGGCACAAGCAUGCCUCGUCUCUAGAGGGGCAGAGCGCGUCGCUGCGACUUGGAGACGUUUUUUGGAUGAAAGAGCUGUGCAGCCGCUGCUGAGGACGAGACGCGGGAGCGCAGGAGUUUUAUCCCAAGUUCACUGCAGCAGGUCGUUGUGACAGCGACCUCGUUCUCAGGGAAACAUCCCUGGGAACACACAUAUACCCACACGCAAGCACACGCGCUCACAGUCACACACAGGCAACAUGCAGGAGUCAGAGCCUACAGUGUGCCAGCUGCAGCCCAACAUCAUCUCAGUGCGUCUUUUCAAGAGGAAGGUUGGUGGUUUGGGUUUUCUGGUGAAGCAGAGGGUGUCCAAGCCACCUGUCAUCGUGUCAGACCUCAUUCGCGGUGGUGCAGCCGAAGAGUGCGGCCUGGUGCAGGUGGGUGACAUCGUCUUGGCUGUCAACAACAAGCCCCUGGUGGACCUGUCCUAUGAACGGGCCCUGGAGACACUGAAGAACGUGUCGCCCGAGAGCCACGCUGUGCUCAUCCUCCGCGGGCCAGAGGGCUUCACCACCCACCUGGAGACCACCCUGUCUGGAGACGGCCGGCAGCGCACGGUGAGGGUCACACGCCCCGCCUUCCCACCUUCAAAGUCCUAUGAGCACUGCUCCCCUCUCAGUCCAUUCAGCCCCGGGCAGCAGCAGCAGGUCAACAAGGAGCCGCAGCUUAGGGCCAUAGAGAACCUGUCCUCUCCGUCCAUCACCCAGUCCCUCCUGCAGAGGGGAGGCGUGCAGGCCCAGGACCCCCUGCUGAUGAGGGACGGGGGCCGUGGAGCUCUCUUGUGCAAUGGGCUGGAGGAGAACAACGAGCUGCUGAAGGAGAUCGAACCAGUGCUGCGCCUCAUCAAAAACAGCAAAAAGGAGAUCAAUGGAGAAGGCCAGAGGAAUGCAGGGAGACGGGACGCUGAGAUUCAAGUGGCCUGGGACCUUGGCGUGGGAAAUGGCACGUCUCCCCAGCUGGCAUCAGAUAACGACAGAAUGCUGGAAAACAUGCCGGUGGUGUUCAACGCUGACAAGCCCCCAGAGCAGGGAAGGACCUCACCUACUAAGACAUUGCAGAAUGGCAGUCCCUCCAAAUGCCCUCGCUUCAUUAAGAUCAAGAACUGGGAGACUGGCACUGUCUACAGCGACACACUCCACCACAGCUCCAGCAAGAUGCCGAUCUGCACUGAAAAUGUGUGCAUUGGCUCUGUGAUGAUGCCCAACCUGCACGUUCACAAACCAGAUGAGGUCAGACCCAAAGAGGAGCUUCUUCCACUGGCCACAGACUUCAUAGACCAGUACUACACCUCCAUCAAAAGGUAUGGAUCUAAGGCCCAUGUGGACAGGCUGGAGGAGGUGACCAAGGAAAUUGAAGCUUCAGGAACGUACCAACUGAAGGACACUGAACUGAUUUAUGGAGCCAAGCAUGCCUGGAGGAAUGCCGCCCGAUGUGUUGGAAGGAUCCAGUGGUCCAAACUGCAGGUUUUUGAUGCUAGAGACUGCACAACAGCCCAUGGAAUGUACAACUACAUCUGUAACCACAUCAAGUACGCCACCAACAAAGGCAACCUGAGGUCGGCCAUCACCAUAUUUCCUCAGAGGACAGAUGGCAAACAUGACUUUCGAGUGUGGAACACACAGCUGAUUCGUUAUGCAGGCUACAAACAGCCUGAUGGGCAGAUCAUAGGAGAUCCUGCUAAUGUUGAAUUUACUGAGAUAUGCAUGCAGCUGGGAUGGAAAGCUCCAAAGGGUCGUUUCGAUGUCCUGCCCCUCCUGCUGCAGGCCAAUGGAAAUGACCCUGAGCUGUUUGAGAUCCCAGAGGACCUCAUCCUGGAGGUGCCGAUCACACACCCAAAGUAUGAGUGGUUCAAAGACCUGGACCUGAAGUGGUACGGCCUCCCGGCGGUUUCUAACAUGCUGCUGGAGGUCGGUGGCCUGGAGUUCACUGGCUGUCCCUUCAGCGGCUGGUACAUGGGCACAGAGAUUGGCGUGAGGGAUUUCUGUGACAGCUCGCGCUACAACAUUCUGGAGGAGGUUGCUAACAAGAUGGCCUUAGACACCAGGAAGACUUCCUCCCUUUGGAAAGACCAGGCACUGGUGGAGAUCAACAUUGCUGUUCUCUACAGCUUCCAGUCAUGCAAAGUGACCAUAGUGGACCAUCACUCAGCUACUGAGUCUUUCAUGAAGCACAUGGAGAAUGAGUAUCGGGUGCGAGGUGGCUGUCCUGGAGACUGGGUGUGGAUUGUGCCUCCCAUGUCAGGAAGUAUCACACCAGUUUUCCACCAAGAAAUGCUCAACUACCGCCUCACCCCCUCCUUUGAGUACCAGCCUGAUCCUUGGAACACCCACGUGUGGAAAGGAGUCAAUGGGACACCCACAAAGAAAAGAGCCAUCGGAUUCAAAAAGCUUGCCAAGGCUGUGAAGUUUUCGGCCAAGCUCAUGGGCCAGGCCAUGGCCAAGAGGGUGAAAGCCACCAUACUGUUUGCCACAGAGACGGGCAAAUCGCAGGAUUAUGCCAAAACUCUCUGUGAAAUCUUCAAGCACGCAUUUGACGCAAAGGUCAUGUCAAUGGAUGAAUAUGAUGUGGUGGACCUGGAGCAUGAAACACUGGUGUUAGUAGUGACCAGCACAUUUGGCAACGGUGAUCCACCUGAAAAUGGAGAGAAAUUUGGAGCUGCCUUAAUGGAGAUGCGCCACCCAACAUCCAACACAGAAGACAGAAAGAGCUACAAGGUCCGUUUCAAUAGCGUGUCCUCCUACUCUGACACUCGCAAGUCAUCCAGUGAUGAGCCUGAAACCAGAAUCAACUUUGAGAGCACCGGACCUCUGGCUAAUGUCAGGUUCUCAGUGUUUGGCCUUGGCUCCAGGGCCUACCCACACUUCUGCGCCUUUGCCCACGCUGUGGACACGCUGUUUGAAGAGCUGGGGGGGGAGCGCAUCCUACGCAUGGGAGAAGGAGAUGAGCUGUGUGGCCAGGAGGAGUCAUUCAGGACCUGGGCCAAGAAGGUUUUUAAGGCUGCCUGUGAUGUGUUCUGUGUCGGUGAUGAUGUGAACAUCGAGAAGGCCAACGACUCCUUGAUUAGCAACGACCGCAGCUGGAAGAAGAGCAAGUUCCGCCUGACAUACACAGCAGAGGCCCCGGCCCUCACUGAAGCAUUGUACAGUAUUCACAAGAAGAAGGUUUAUGGAGCAAAGAUGCUGGAAUCUCAAAACCUGCAAAGUCCCAAAUCCAAUCGCUCCACCAUAUUUGUGCGGCUCCACACAAACAACCAUGACAGCCUGAGCUACCAGCCCGGCGACCAUCUGGGCAUCUUCCCUGGCAACCACGAGGACCUGGUUACAGCUCUCAUAGACAAACUGGAGGAUGCUCCACCUGUCAAUCAAAUUGUCAAAGUGGAGUUCCUGGAGGAGAGGAACACUGCCCUCGGUGUAAUCAGUAACUGGACAAAUGAGACUCGUAUCCCUCCCUGCACCAUCUACCAGGCCUUCCAGUACUUCCUGGACAUCACCACUCCACCAAGCCCUGUGCUGCUGCAGCAGUUUGCUGCUCUGGCAACCAAUGACAAACAGAAAAAGAAACUAGAAAUCCUCAGUAAGGGCUUGCAGGAGUAUGAGGAGUGGAAGUGGUACAACAAUCCAACACUGGUGGAGGUCCUGGAGGAGUUUCCCUCCAUCCAGUUGCCCUCCACUCUGCUGCUCACCCAGCUGCCCCUGCUGCAGCCUCGCUACUACUCCAUCAGCUCAUCUCCAAAGCUGCACCCAGGAGAGAUCCACCUCACCGUUGCUGUGGUCUCUUACCGGGCCAGAGAUGGAGAGGGACCUAUCCACCAUGGAGUGUGUUCAUCAUGGCUCAACAGGAUAGAGAAGGGGGAGAUGGUGCCGUGUUUUGUCCGAGGUGCACCAUCAUUCCAACUUCCCAAAGACAACCAAGCACCUUGUAUCCUGGUGGGUCCAGGAACAGGUAUCGCCCCGUUCAGAAGCUUCUGGCAACAGAGACUAUAUGACCUUGAACACAAAGGGAUUGAAUCGUGCCCCAUGAUCCUGGUGUUUGGUUGUCGGCAGUCUGAGAUGGACCACAUCUACAAGGAGGAGACCAUCCAGGCCAAGAACAAACAGGUGUUCAAGGAGCUCUAUACGGCCUAUUCCAGAGAACCCGGCAAACCAAAGAAAUAUGUACAGGAUGUACUGCGCGAGCAGCUGUCAGAGACGGUGUACCAGUGCCUGAGGGAGGAGGGAGGACACAUCUACGUUUGUGGGGAUGUUACGAUGGCCGGAGAUGUUCUCAAGACUGUCCAGCAAAUCAUCAAGCAGCAGGGCAGCAUGAGCCUGGAGGAUGCUGGCUUUUUUAUCAGCAAGCUUCGGGAUGAGAAUCGUUACCAUGAGGACAUCUUUGGUGUCACCCUGCGCACCUACGAGGUCACCAACCGGCUUCGUUCAGAGUCCAUCGCCUAUAUUGAGGAGAGCAAAAAGGACUCAGAUGAGGUUUUCUGCUCUUAAAUCUAUCAAUCGGGGGCUUUCCGACAACAACCAGUAUGGAGGACACAGCAACGCUGGUUAAAGAAUACUGUGCCAAUUUUUCUACUGUAUAAAAAUGGGUUUCUUUCUUUUUUUAUACCACUUUAAUGUUUCUGUUGGGCUCUGCGAUUUUGUCUGUAGCAAGUUGGAAAUGUUCUGUUCUCCGAGAAUCUGUUUUGCUUGUUGAUGAUACUUCCAAAAAUUAUAAAUUGAUCAUUUUGAUUCAUAAUGUGUGCACCUAGUGUAAUGACCUGCCUCAUUGUGAAUGCAUGACCAAGACAAGAAUAUACUCAACAAAUAUAAUAUACUCUGUGUUAUUGUUACAGUUAAAAGGCUUUUAUUGAGGUUUUAUAUUUGCAAGGAAAUGUGUGGCAUUGAUUAAAAACAGACAUUUCUGAAGUAUGAUUUACGUUGAUUUUACAUUAAUAGAAAGAAUCAGGGCUGAUCAAAUUGAUUUGGGCUGUUGGGUUGUUUUAUUCAUUUAAAUUUUUUCAUCAAAGGCUGUACUUUCAGACAGUUAGGAAGAUGUUCAGGCAUGCAGAUGGAUUGGCUUAUUGACAGGUCACCCUGAAUUAUGAAAACAGCGAUUCUGUCACAGCCUCAACAAACAUAUUAUCUAGCUCUUCACUGGCAGUCCAUCAGAAUGCAUCAGCCUCUGUGCCAGCUCUCUUCUUAGUGGCCUGUCCAUUCUCUCAUAACUUCACAAUCUCAUGUGUCCCAGCUGGUACUUGCCCACCCACAGCAGCUUCACAGGAAUGUGGAGCGCAGACACUAAAGAAGAAAUCUGAACCUGUGUCACUACAUGUUAAAAUAAUCUCUGCAGGGCUCUCUGGUUUUAUUGAUUUAUAGAUGAUUAAUCAGUAUAUUAUACUCACAGUUUGGAAACUAUGCUAAUUAUCUUUCUUGCUGAGUGUGCAAGUGGCUACGUUAGUGGAGGUCUGUUGUUUCAUGUACCGCUGAGGAUGUGCACAGUAACAGCUGAGUGAUUCUUAAAGUUUAUCAAACACCAAAACACUGCACAGUUUCACCCCCAGGUAAAAUACAGUUUGUAAUUUUUAGUUUUUUGUGCAGAUUAAACAAACAAGAUAUCAAAUGUUUAUUACUGAGUUUUAGAUGUGCUGGUAAGAAGUGUUUUUUUUAACCUUUGGAAUUAGCUAGCUGUUUUCCGUUCCCAGUCCUCAUGCUAAGCUAAGCUUGCCAGCUGCAGGAUGCAUCGUCACAUUUUACUAAACAUGACGGUGGUAUUCACUUCUCAUCUUAGUCUCAGCAAAAUAGCAUAUGAUUUUUUUUGUCAAACUAUUCCUUUACAGAAGAAGUCUUUCUGUAACCAAACAUUGAUAAGGGAAGCAAAUAGAUCUGUUUUAGCACCCUGGUGUGGCCCAGAUCAUAUCUUGCAGCUGUCAGCUUUGCCCAAUGGUCAGCUAUUGAGCUUUUAAAAUUUGCAUUUGUCAGCAUCAUAACUCCUCUGCCUCUUGCCUUACAUUAACUCUUCGCCUCAGCCUACGUUCACUCUCUCUUUUGUCUCUGCAUGAUUCUCUGUAAGCCUAUGGCUCACAUGCCACUUUUUCACUGUGACCUGACACCUGCUCAGUAGCAUCAGCAUGCAUGUGUGUGUGUGUGUGUAUGUGUGUACAUGUGUACGGGCGCGUGUGUCAUAUCAAUCAUUAUAAGUGUGCGCAUUUCUAUACGAGUGGGUGUAAACAUGCAUGUGCUCAGGUGUAUGUUUUUACAUGAUUAUUCUGCUUGUCAUCUGUUACCUUAUCAAACUGGUCAGAUAAGCAUGAAUUUGUCGCUCUGUAAGUUGUACAAGCCUGUAAAUGUAACCUUACAGAUGGUGUUAUGGUAACAGGAAACUGCCCUCAUGGCUUUUUGUUUUGAUCUCAGCAGUUCAGUCCCAUUGUUCUAAGUUCCAGUGAAGUUUUUCAUUCAAAGACAAGAGGCAAUGGCACUGCGGCUGUGGUCAUUUGCUGCUUUCCAAUGAGUCAGGGUUGUAAUUUGCAUAUAUUUGUGCAGGGGGAUACGUUGUUUAUUGGUCACCCACUCUGCCGUAACCUGUGGCUUUUUCUUGUCAGCUUCUGAGUCUUGUUUGUUCCCUUUCUUUGUCUUUGAUUCAAAUUAAAGAUAGCUGUCAGCAUGAUUAACGGAUUUCAGUGUGAUUUUCAGACAUCCUGAACAGCUGCUGAGAAUAUGUUUGUUUCUUUGGGUAUCAUUUGUUUGUUUUUUUUGUUUCAACUAUUUUUACCACCGGGAGAAAAUGGGCAAUUCCCAUUGUCCCCACUGUUGUUCAUUCUGGAUGAAUGUCUCCUCUGUAUAAUUUGUUUUAAACAGAUUUAGUUUAAUUGGAAUGAGAGCUGUCAAGAAAAUGUCUGUGAUGUAAAAUGUGCAACAGGAAAACAAUUGAUACAAGAUAUAGCUUCUAUAUAUAGCUUCUAUAUAUAUAUAUAUUCAAAGACAAAGUAUAAAAUAUAAAGAGUACCACUUCAAUCUUUUCUAAGAAUGUAUUUUGAUUAUGUAAAUGAGCACUAUGAUUCUGCUUGAUUUAAAAAGAACAAAAAAAGGCCUAUUCUAUAUGGUGUCUCUCAUAUCCUUUAGGUAUGGGGAUAAAACAGCAGCAUUAAAUAAAUGCAUGGUGAUCUGUCUCCUGUUCAUAUUUAAAAAGCUCUGUCUAUUUACCAGCACUGUGUCAGUCAGUGAGACUGUAUUGUGAGCUCCAGCCUUUCUCACAGGGCUUGGAUGCUAAAAACUUUCUUGAGGGGUUUCUUUUUCUGUGUUUGCAUAUUGCUGCUGCUAUGAACAACUCUGAUCCAAUCAGCCUCUGCUAUAAUGACCUUUGUUGUGUAAUUGAUUGAGGAUAUUCCAUUUUAAUGCAUCAACUGCAAGGACUUUGCAUUUACUUACAAAUAAAGAGAAACAUUUACAGAA